This is a messenger RNA of Cannabis sativa, 1389 nucleotides long. RefSeq lists its product as uncharacterized. Lineage: Eukaryota; Viridiplantae; Streptophyta; Magnoliopsida; Rosales; Cannabaceae. Gene Ontology annotation, molecular function: catalytic activity. The transcript has a single exon. The coding region runs from base 1 to 1389 and encodes 462 amino acids. The record is from RefSeq and is a predicted model, not a curated record.
AUGAGGUGCUUAGCCUGGAACUGCCGAGGUCUUCAUAGGACUUCGGCUGAAAGGACCCUUCGAGGGAUAAUCCUUGAUUGUGAUGCGGACUUAAUUUUUCUCUCAGAAACUAAGGUUGGAUCGGAAUUAAUGAUAAAUAUAACAAGGAGAUUGGGCUUUGCUAAUGUUGUGUGCAUACUAGCUGACGGGAUUGCUGGUGGAUUCUGUGUAGCUUGGCGAAAUGGAGUGGAGUGCAAUGUCUCGCAAGUGUUCGAAUCUGGAUUCCAUUUGGUGCUUAAGGAGGGUUUGGGUAACGGUAACUGGAGUUUAUUCUGCAUCUAUGGCACGCCAUACCAUUCUAAGAAGAGGGAUAUUUGGCAGGGACUCACGGAGAAGGUGGAAGACUGUAAUCAGCCCUGGGCGUUGCUGGGAGAUUUGAAUGUUAUCCUUGACCCUUCCGAGAAGAUUGGUGGAAGGCCGUUUGACGCGAGGGAGGGUCGUUUUCUUGCCUCCUUCCUGUUUAACACGGGUGGAAUCGAUCUUGGUUGUGGAGGAGAUGUCUGUACUUGGCAGAACUCGAGGCGGGCGGAAAAUAGAGUUCGAAAAAGAUUGGACAGAGUGAUUGCAAAUGCUAUCUGGUGCACUCUGUACCCCAGGGCGUUUGUGCAAUCUUACCCUAUUCUUGGUUCGGACCAUGCCCCCUUAUUUCUUAAUUCUUGGGGGGCUCCCCCAAAGUUGAAAUUCCCUUUUCGUUUCCUUGAAGUUUGGACUUCCAAUUCGGACUGUGAAAAGGUGAUUACCAAGGCUUGGCGUUCUUCGGUCAGUGAUCAGAGUGAGGGCAAUUUACAGAGGAAGUUUACUGUGACAAAGAAUGACCUUAAGAGAUGGAAUGCUGAGGUUUUCGGGUUUUGUGACAAGAAGCUGAGAAUUUUACGUACGCAGUUGAGUCAUAUCCAAAAAGAGACCAUUUUGAAAGAAUCUGUGGAGCGUGAAGCGGAAGUUCAAUUGGAGAUACUUGAUCUUGAAGAGAAGAUGGGCAGAAUUUGGAGACAAAAGUCGCAUGAAAACUGGCUCAGAUUUGGGGAUAGCAACUCAAAGUUUUUCCAUGCCUCAACCAUUAUUCGUAGCAGACGAAAUCACAUUGGGGGAGUGCUUGACGACUCAGGGGAGUGGCUGAAACAGAGAAAGGAAAUCAGAGAUUACUUUUUGGAGCAUUUCAGAGAUUUGUAUGGGUCGGAAAAUCCGGAGAUUGAUCCUGAAUUGGAUUCGCUGUUUGUUGAUAAGGUUACGGUGGAGGAAAAUGAUUCAAUUACUAGAAUUCCGGAGGAAUCGGAAAUCAAAGAGGUUGUCUUUAAGCUGCACCCGCUAAAGUCCCCUGGUCCCGACGGUUAUUCUGGUAUUUUCUUUUAG